Messenger RNA from Leptonychotes weddellii (Weddell seal), 3329 nucleotides. The record is from RefSeq and is a predicted model, not a curated record. Lineage: Eukaryota; Metazoa; Chordata; Mammalia; Carnivora; Phocidae.
GAGGUCCACGGGCUGGAGUCGCAGAACCUGGCUGCGGGACGUGGAUGGAGAUGGAGUUCGACUGCGAGGGUCUCAGACGGCUACUGGGCAAGUACAAGUUCAGAGAUCUCACUGUGGAAGAACUAAAGAAUGUAAAUAUGUUUUUCCCACAUUUCAGAUAUUCUAUGGACACCUAUGUGUUCAAAGAUAGUUCCCAGAAAGACCUGCUGAAUUUCACUGGCACUAUUCCUGUGAUGUAUCAGGGUAAUACAUAUAACAUACCAAUUCGUUUGUGGAUUUUGGAUUCCCACCCUUUUGCUCCCCCCAUUUGCUUCUUAAAGCCAACUGCAAAUAUGGGAAUCUCAGUUGGAAAACAUGUGGAUGCUCAAGGCAGAAUAUACUUGCCCUAUCUUCAAAACUGGAGCCAUCCUAAAUCUGUCAUUGUUGGACUAAUUAAAGAAAUGAUUGCCAAGUUUCAAGAGGAACUUCCCCUGUAUUCUCUACCGUCAUCUGAUGAGGCACGGCAGGUAGACUUGCUAGCCUAUAUUGCAAAAAUCACUGAAGGUGUCUCAGACAUGAAUUCAAAGAACUGGGUAAAUCACGAGCAUAAAACAGUCAAUAAAAUUACUGUGGUUGGAGGUGGAGAACUAGGUAUUGCUUGCACAUUAGCAAUCUCAGCAAAGGUAUGUUUUGACUCAUUACCAGAUUUGUCUGCCUCUGCUCAUUCCAAGGUGGUGAUCUUCACGGUCAACUCUUUGGGUAGUUCUCAGUCCUACCUGGAUGUGGUACAAAGCAAUGUGGAUAUGUUCAGAGCCCUUGUCCCAGCUCUGGGACAUUAUAGUCAACAUGGUGUCCUGCUCGUUGCAUCUCAACCAGUGGAAAUCAUGACAUAUGUAACAUGGAAACUGAGUGCAUUUCCUGUAAAUCGAGUGAUCGGAAUUGGAUGUAAUCUGGAUUCACAGAGAUUACAAUAUAUUAUUACAAAUGUCUUGAAGGCACAGACGUCAGGAAAACAAGUAUGGGUUAUUGGUGAGCAGGGAGAAGACAAAGCGAUCAGCAAGACAGCGAUGAAUAGAAACUUGGUGAAAAGACAUAACUGUUCUAAGAAUAGCAGAGCCAUGGAACUGUUACGGGUAAAAGGCCAAAGAUCCUGGUCUGUUGGACUGUCGGUAGCUGACCUGGUUGACAGUAUUGUAAGCAAUAAAAAGAAAGUACAUUCUGUAUCAAUUUUAGCAAAGGGAUAUUAUGGUAUAAACAGUGAAGUGUUCUUAAGUUUGCCUUGCAUCGUUGGGACCAGUGGCGUAUCAGAUGUCAUCCAAAGCACAGUGAAGGAAGAUACAGUGACCAAGAAACUCCAGAGCAGUGCAUCAUCAAUCCAUGGUCUCCAACAACAGUUAAAACUUUGAUUCUAAAGUUCAGUUACCAGAAGGGAAAGGUCAUUUAAUUUGGCCAACAUAUAUGGGGUUGAGAAUUUCUGUUUCUUAUUACUUACCCUUACAAACUGCUUGGUUAAGGUAGAUGGUUUCCGGUUAGCUUUGUAAUUUGAAUCCUUAGGGAGUGGGGCAGUGGGGAGAGAUCUGAUUUUCUGUGUUGCUCUUGAGCUAUCUAAACUGUUCUUUAAACCUCCAGCAGAAGUACACAUUCAUCUACAAUAUGCAUCAUUUAAAUUUAUGGAUCCUCAACUAAAAGCACAUUCAGCACUUUGGGAAUAUUUUGAAAGUAUAUAUUUUUAAAAGAAAGUGACUCCCUGACUGUUAUAAUAAACACGAUAAGCUGAAGGUCCAGUAUUGAUUUACAGAAUCUGUGCUAGGUGUACUUUCAAAAGAUCCCCAGCCUAAGGUAUUGUUUCUUCUUUAAAAUAUAAUUGGUAGUAAUGGGAAAGCAUUUUGUUUCCCCUCUUCAAAUUAAUUAGCUACCAAAAAAAAAAAAAAUUUUAUGUGCACUUUCAAGUAGUAAAAGGGCAAGUGAAAUUUUUUAAUAUUUGAAGAAAAAGUGUAGUUAAAUUUCCAGUGGGACUGUCCUUUCUGAAAUUUUUUAUAACCCUUUCUUGGGGUAUAUAAUAGAUCUCCAACAUCUCAAAAAUCCACUAUACUACUAGUAUCAUAAAGAAAUGUAUAUUUUUAGUGGAAAUAGAUUAUGAAAAAAAAGCCAAGCAAUUUACCUUAAAGCUAAAAUAUGAGGCUUUCUUAAAAACCAUUAGUCUUAAGGAGAAGAGGUUGGAUGGACUGGCUGUUCUGAGCGAACCUUUUUACCACUCCUGAAGAAAUGAUUCAGAGUCCGUAUGCCUUUUAUGGGUCAGUAACAGUAUCUUCAUAUGUGAAAGAUAGCGCAUUAUUACAGAUGCAACACACAACUAGUAGUAACAGCUAACGCUGACACUUCUAUUUCAGGCAGGGUGAUGAGCACUUUAUUAUUUUAUUGAAUCCUGAAAAUCAUCCACUGCGGUAGGUUCUGUCAUUUUAUAGAGGAGAAAACUGAGGUUUAGUGCCCAGGUGUCACAGCCCAGGGGCACUUAUCCACACAGCCUCUUCUUUUUCUAAGCAGUAGAAGGACGAAAAAGCCUAACAGCCAAAAUAGUAAGCACAAGACCAUAAAGCUGGGAUUCUAUACACUACAGAAGGAUUACCUCUAUUCUCAUGUAGGGGCUGGCUUUCUUUGUUAUCCCAAUAUAGUUUUUUGAAAGAUGGAUUCCCUGACUUCCCAGACUUGCCCUCAGCAAAUAGCAAAGAGGAGUAUGCACUGAGAUAGGUGUUUAUUUAUUUAGUCACAGGGUACUGACUAGAAGCCUACAGCACACCAGGCACUGUACUGGGCACCGCAGAUACACGGGUGGGCCAGCCGGGACUAGGCACAGCCCUCACUGUCCGUACAGUCUAGUAUGGGAGACAUCGUAAUCAAAUCUCAGAAAUAAAUGUACAAUUCCAAGUACAGUAAGUACUGCAGAGUUGUCCCAGUUGCUCUGAAAGCACAUAACAGGCAAAUCCAAACCUCGUCAGAGAGCUAGGAGCCAGGCGGUUUGUAAGGGCAGACACAUCCCUGGUUAGUACUUGGAUGGGAGAAACAGUGAAACUAAUGCCGAUUUAGUAUAAUAAUAAUGGAUGCUUAUAAUGAGCUUAAAUCAUAAAGUGAAAUUAUACCAUGUCCCAUGUUUGAGAAAGUAUAAAGUAUUUAAUACGUUUGGAAAGAUUCCCCGUGAGAAUUACCUGGGCUAAAAACCUUGGGCAUUUGAAGAGAUAUGUAUUAGUUCUGUGUAAGUUCACUACAUUGGGUAGAUUAUUUUGGUGUUACUCUUAACAAUGUAUCCUCACUAUCCUGUUGCAUGAAAUACGGAAGUAAAACUGAAAGAACCA